AUCAGUUGUAGAUAUUAGAAUUACAGAAAUGAUGGCCACACAGUUCUUGUUAACAGUUUUUGUCUUGUUUGUUCAACAUUCAACAGAAGCUGAACAAGGACACAAAUCAAAGCGUUUGCUGAUGACUGACCCAGACCAUGUUGAGACCUUACUGCAUCAGAUGCAAUUAGAAAUCCAAAAUUUAAAAUCUAAAGUGGAAACUCAAGAAAAACAAAUUCACACUCUUCAAACUAGUUCAGGUCAAGGGAAUGGUGCAACUUAUGUGCGAUGGGGACGUAAAGAAUGCCCUGGAAACAAUACCGAGAUGGUCUACUCUGGUUUUGCAGCUGGUGGCUAUUAUAAUGAAGAAGGUUCUGCAGCAGAAUAUAUUUGUCUUCCACCCGAUCCCAAUCUUGGCGCGACUUGGAGUGAUAGCCAUUAUGGAAGCAUUUAUGGAGCGGAAUAUGAAUCAGACGGUUUUGGUGGUGGUCUUUGGAAUGAUGAUGUUCCAUGCGCUGUUUGCCGUUCAACGACUGCCUUGCAUACGCUUAUGAUUGCAGCAAAAAACAAAUGCUAUGAUGGAUGGUCUACUGAAUAUGUUGGGGAACUAGCAGGCGGACAUCAUCUUCAUAAAGCAGCAUCGUCAUUUGUUUGUGUUGAUAAAAAUCCGGAGGAAAUUAUAGGCGGAGAAGCAGGCCAAGAUGGCAAAUUGUUUUAUCCAAUCAAAACUGUUUGUGGAUCAUUGAAAUGUCCACCAUACCAUAACAAUCGUCUGCUACCGUGUGUUGUAUGUUCCAGAUAAAAUAAAAGUUAAGUUAAA
This is a messenger RNA of Mytilus trossulus (common blue mussel), 799 nucleotides long. RefSeq names its product short-chain collagen C4-like. Bases 29 to 781 code for a protein of 250 amino acids. The transcript is spliced from 3 exons. The record is from RefSeq and is a predicted model, not a curated record. Lineage: Eukaryota; Metazoa; Mollusca; Bivalvia; Mytilida; Mytilidae.